Orcinus orca (killer whale) is the source of this 11530-nucleotide messenger RNA. It is a transcript of the gene ALDH3B2, whose product is annotated as aldehyde dehydrogenase 3 family member B2. NCBI's taxonomy places the organism in Eukaryota, Metazoa, Chordata, Mammalia, Artiodactyla, Delphinidae. The record is from RefSeq and is a predicted model, not a curated record. Gene Ontology annotation, molecular function: aldehyde dehydrogenase (NAD+) activity. Gene Ontology annotation, biological process: aldehyde metabolic process. The transcript has 6 exons. Bases 7416 to 8393 code for a protein of 325 amino acids. Gene Ontology annotation, cellular component: cytoplasm.
UGUUGUGAUAGUUUCAGGUGUACAGGAAAGUGAUUCAGUUAUACAUACACAUGUAUCUAUUCUUUUUCAAAUUCUUUUUCCAUUUUAGGUUGUUGCAUAAUUUUGAGCAGCGUUCUCUGUGCUAUACUGGGUCCUUGUUGGUUACCCAUUUAAAAUAGAUGCCCAUCUUAAGCACAGGCUCCGGACGCACAGGCUCAGCGGCCAUGGCUCACGGGCCCAGCCGCUCCGCGGCAUGUGGGAUCUUCCCGGACCGGGACACGAACCUGCGUCCCCCGCAUCGGCAGGCGGAUUCUCAACCACUGCGCCACCAGGGAAGCCCCCAAACUGUUUUUGCUUACUAUAACUUGAAGUAAGUUUAGAAAUCAGGAAAGGUAAGUCCUCUUUGGUUUUCUUUUUAAGUAUAUUUUUGGCUAUUUACAGCCCCUUGCAAUUAUGUAUGAGGAUCGGCUCUUCCAUUUCUGCAAAACAUUGCAGUUUUGAUAGAGAUUACAUUGUAUCAUAGAUCGCUUUGGGGAGUAUUGCCAUAUUAAAAAUUAUUCAGUUUUCCAGCUCUCAGGUCCUGCUUCCAAGAUGACCAGGAAAAGAAGGAACAAUAGUUGUGCCUAAAAGGGCUGUGGCAACAUGCAGCCUACUCGUUGCACCAACUGUGCCCAGUGUGUGCCCAAGGGCAAAUCCAUUAAGUAGUUCAUCAUUCAGGGACUUCCUGGUGGCACAGUGGUUAAGAAUCUGCCUGCCAAUGCAGGGGACAUGGGUUCGAGCCUCGGUCCGGGAAGAUCCCACAUGCCACGGAGCAACUAAGCCCGUGUGCCACAACUACUGAGUCUGUGCUCUAGAGCCCCCGUGCCACAACUACUAAGCCCCAGUGCCACAACUGCUGAAGCCCGCACGCCUAAAGCCUGUGUUCCGCAACAAGAGAAGCCGCCACAAUGAGAAGCCCACACACCGCAACGAAGAGUAGCCCCUGCUCGCCACCACUAGAGAAGGCCCACGCGUAGCAAUGAAGACCCAAUGCAGCCAGAAAAUAAAUAAAUAAACAUUUGAAAAAAAAAGUUCAUCAUUCAAAACACAGCAGAGGCUGCAGCCAUCAGGGACAUUUCUUUUUUUUUUUAACAUUUAUUUUACUUGUUACUUAUUUUUGGCUGCGUUGGGUCUUCGUUGCUGUGCGUGGGCUUUCUCUAGUUGCAGACAGUGGAGGCCACUCCUUGUUAUGGUGUGCAGGCUUCUUAUUGCGGUGGCUGGGACUUCCCUGGUGGUGCAGCUGUUGAGAAUCCGCCUGCCAAUGCAGGGGACACGGGUUCGAGCCCUGGUCCAGGAAGAUCCCACAUGCCAUGGAGCAACUAAGCCCAUGCACCACAACUACUGAGCCUGAGCUCUAGAACCUGCGAGCCACAGCUACUGAGCCCACGUGUCACAACUACUGAUGCCCAUGCGCCUAGAGCCCAUGCUCCGCAAUAAGAGAAGCCACCACAGUGAGAAGCUUGUGCACCACAAUGAAGAUGGUCCCCACUCGCCGCAACUAGAGAAAGUGUGCACGCAGGAAAGAAGACCCAAUGCAGCCAAAAAUUAAUUAAUUAAUUAAUUUAAAAAAACACAAGAAGCAGGGCUAUUUCUAUGGUUGGGUAUCUGAAUAAAUCUUAUCUGUAGCGAGUAUAGACUAGAAUGAGGGUAAAGCUGUAAUUGGUCCAGCAGUUACCCAUACUAGCCAGGAUAGUGGAACGCUUAGUCACUUUUGUGGUCUGGGCAACGUUCAUGUUUGGGGGAUGAUGGUGUGUCAGGGGAGGUUUGUUGGUUGUAACAAAUGUACCCCUCUGGUGGAGGAUGCUGAUGGUGUGCGUGGAGGGGGGACAAAGGGAACUCUCUUUAUUUUUUGCUCAAUUUUGCUGUAAACCUAAAACUACUCUAGAAAAUAAAGUGAAUUAAUUUUAAAAAGAUGCUUGGCAAAGGAUUACUGUUGCGAAGAUAUAGAGAAUUCCUACAAACCAGUAAGACAAAAGAAAAAUAAAACAAUAGGAAACUGAGCAAAAAACUGAACUGACAGGAAGCCUGAAUGGCCCACACACCAAUGACAAUAUGGUCAGCCUCGAUAGCAACUGGGAGAACGUAAAGUAAAACAAUUGUAAAUGCCUUUGCACAUCUAUUGGAUCAAUUUCCUAAGACGGCCGUAACAAAUUACACAAACUUGGUGGCUUAAAAACCAGAUGUUUAUUCUUUCACAGUUUUGGAGGGCAGAAGUCUGAAAUCAAGGUGUCACAGGGCCAUGCUCCCUCCGAAGUCUCUAGGGGAGGAUCCUUCCCACCUCUUCCAGCUUCUGAGGGUUCCAGGCGUUCCUUGGCGUGUGGCGGCAUCACUCCAGUCUCCGCCUCGUGUUCACAUGGCUUUCUUCUCUUCUGUCUCAAAUCUCUCUCUUCCUUUUUCUUAUGAGGACCCUUUUCAUUGGAUUUAGGGCUUUCCUGAACAAUCCGGGAUGAUCUCAUCUCAAGAUCCUUAACUUGAUUACAUCUUGAAAGACCACUUUUCCAAAUAAGAUCAUAUUCCCAGGUUCCAGGACAUGCACAUACCUUCGUGGGGAAGGGUGGCACCAUUCAACCUGCUACACCCAUUGGCAAAAAAUAAAAAGUCCAACCAUACCAAGUGCUGGAGACCAUAUGGAACAAGGGGACUGUCAUACAAUUGUCAACAGGACUUUUAAUUAGUCUCUUUGGAGGCAGCAUCCACAAUCCUGGGAAAGUUGAAGAUGUAUGAACCGUAUCACCUGUUUCACUCCCAGAUACACACCAAGAGACGUGACCCAAUGUUACUGGCAGCAAUGUCUGUAAUCCACAAAAAGGGAGCACUUCCUAAAUGUCCAGCAGCAGCGGAAUGGGUAAGUAAACUGUGGUGUGUUUAUUCAACCACAGUAUGAGUAAGUACGGAUCAUGGUGGGAAAACCUCAGAAACAGAAUGUUGAGGAACAAAGCACAUUGCAGAAAGAUAAGAAUAUGACACCAGUGGUCUAAAUUUUAAGCUAUGCAAAGCAAUCCUAUGUAACGUUCAAUGAUAGCAGAUAUACACCAAGAGCACGAUGACACUCACAGGGUGAUAAACGUAAGGCAAAGGUCUGACAAAGCUGGGUGGUGUGUACAUGAAUGAUUAUAUGCUAUCCUGUGUGUUUUUGUAUGCUUGAAACAUCGCAUAAGGCAUAAAGAAAAAAAGAGGAUUCUGUGUGUCCCAAAUCCCAGUGUUCUCCAUAUUCUGAAGUUUAGAGCGGCUAAGAAGAGCUUGAGCUCUCAAGACCACACGUUUCCCUGGGUCCACGGUGCUAAAGCAGAGUGGUUCUGGGGUUUUCCCACACUGAGAUUCAAGCCCGUCCUGGGACCACAGCUCCCCAGCUGCCCCUCUGCCCCGUGGUGUGAGGGGCAUGCAGGCUCCUCUGGCCCUGCCUCUGCUCCUUGCCACACCCUCACCUGGCUGGGUCCUUGGGGCUGGAAAGGACACAUCAACCUUUGUCCCUCCCACCACCCCUUAGGCUUCUCACUGCCUGCAGUGCUUUGAAGUUUCUGGAAGCAUCCCACCUGGUCCGAUAACUACCUCCCAGCAACCUUGUCAGAUGGGUGUCACUUUUUUGCUUCUUUUUCCCCAUUCUAUGGAUGGGGAGACUGAGGCUCUGGGCUUUCUGGACAGGGUUCGUUCCUGUCUGAAGAGCUUCCAAGUGGAAGAGGCCCGGAGGGAUGCUGCCAGGGGCCCCCAGAUCUGUCACAAACCUAUUGGGUAGCUUUUCCCAGGAAUGACCAGGGAGCAACCACCUGCUCCACCCAGGGAAUCCAGUGGCAGUUUCUAAAUCCAUCUGAACUUUGAGAUCAUUUGGGAGCUGGUUAAAAACGCUGAUGCCACCUGCUGGGGCAGAAACACAGAGUGAGCCCCUGGAAUCUUCAGGUCCCCAGGGAGGUUCGAGGGUCCCUGAAUUAAUCUGUUGAGUCCCACUGAGGAGGCCGGGGUCCUGGAGUCCUGGGCACUGCUGUUAUUUUUCCCCCCAAGAAGGAUCCCCCUCACAGGGCACCCAGCAACUUGGCUCUCUCCCUGCUCCUACCUGAGGGAAUAGAGGGUCCCUUUCUCCAGGCCCCGCCCACCAGGUGGAGAAUCAUGCCAGGUCCGUAUCUUAGGCAGCUUGGGCUGUUCUAACAAAAUACCACAAACAUUUCUUUCUUGCAGUUCUGGAGGCUGGAAGUCCAAGACCAAGGUACCAGCUGAUUAGGUUUCUCAUGGGGGCUCUUUUCUUGGCUUGCAGGUGGCUGCCUUCUCCCUAUAGCCUCUCGUGGCAGAGAGAGCCAGCAAUCUCCCUAGUGUCUCUUCUUAUUAGGGCACCGAUCUCAUCACAGGGGCCCCACCUCCUGACCUCCUCUAACCUUAAUCACCUCCCAAAGACCCCAGCUCUAAAUACCACACACUGGGGGUUAGGGCUUCAACAUAUGAAUUUGCGGAGACACCAUUCAGACCACAGGAGUCUGUCAGAUCUCACUGGAAGGUCAUGGCCUAGACCAGAGGCUGCUGCUCUGCCCUCAGAUUUGUCACAGCAAAUCCCUCACUCCCCUACCCUGGCUGGUGGUUACUUCCUGGAAAACACAGAAACCCCCAGAGGAAAUCGCCCCUCAUUCUCCCACCCCCAACUCUGCAAAGCCCCACCCCACAUCCACACGCGCCACCCCCGGUGACAUCCCCAUCAAGGGGAUCAUCCUGUAAGCACCCAGCGUGUCCCUGGACCACCACUUGCUACCCGACCCCGCCUGUCAGCUGUCACCCAUUCUCUGCUUCCCUAGAGCAGCAGAACCUCUUGAAAGAAUCAUCUAGGGUGGUGGCUCUCAACCGGGCCGAUGUCAUUCCCCUGGGGACACUUGGCAGUGUCUGGAGACCUUUCGAGUUUUUGAGGAGGUGUGUCCCCAUAAGAGAAGCAGAAGGAGAUUCGACACACACGGCGAAGGCCAUGUGAGGACAGAGGCAGAGCUGGGAGGGCUGUGCUAGGAGCCGAGGAGUGCCAGCAGCCACAGAAGCCAAAGGGGCCAGGGAGGACCCUCCCCUGGAGCCUGCAGAGGGGGUGCAGCCCUGGCAGCACCUGGAUUUCGGACUUCUGUCCUCCGGGACUGGGAGACAGUAACCCCGCCGUUUCCAGCCACCACGGUUGCGGCCGUUUGUUAGGGCAGCCACAGGAAACUCAUCCGACGGGUUUGCAAAGCAUCUUACAAUCGUUUUAUCCUGCGUUUCGCAAUUGCUCUGGAGGUUUUGGGACAUAUUUUCAUUGGCUUGCGGGUUAUUCAGGCUGCUUACCGGUUCCAUUCAGUUUAGUUUGUUUCGUUUUUUUGUUGUUUGUUUUUUGGCCGCGAGGUGAGGCUUUCGGGAUCUCCCCGACCAGGGACUGAACCCGCGCCCUCGGCAGUGAAAGCGCAGAGUCCUAACCGCGGGACCGCCAGGGGAUUCCCUAGUUUGUUUUAACAGGUUUACUGAGAUACAAUUCACCCCUUUGAAGUGCAUAAUCCGAUGGUUCCAGGGAGGUGGGCCUCGUCGGUCACUAGCCCCCGCGCCCUGCUCUUAGACUGGACUUGCCAGCCCUGGCUUCCCUUCUGGUGUCUUGUGUGGCUCCCGCUGGCCUGGUUCCAGUCACAGCCAGGGAUGAUGCCCACGAUGCCGGGGGGUUCUCACGCUCUGCCUGGAACAGCUCUCCACAGCCCUUGGCCGCGGGUGUUUUGGUCCCUUGGGACAGGCUGGGGGUUGCUGGGGGGACAGGGUCAGACCAUACAUGAGGGAUAGCGGUGGGGCCUAGCGCAUUCUGCUGCUUCCCAGAACCUAGCAGGUGCUCAAGAAAGGCUCGUGGAAACAUUAGUAGCCAACACUUAAGAGCGCCCGAUUUUGCGCCAGGAGCUAUGAAAUGUCUUGUCUAUUCUUUCAUCUUCUCAUGUGAUCCUCUCAAGAACCACGACAAUUAAGUGCAAGUGUUACCCCAGGGAGGCUCAGGGAGGUUAAGUAACUUGCCUAGGGUCACACAGUAAACAGAAGAAUAAGGGAAAAAAGGAACGAGGUGUGCCGCCCUGCAGCCACAGGUUCCCCAGCCUGUCCAGGCUCUCUCUGCAGCUGCCAGGGCCCCUCCCUCUGCCCCAAGGAUGCCAUUAGGAGCAUGCAAAUGAAGGAGCCCUGCAGGGUGGGGAUGGGGGCAUAGACUUGAGGACCUAGUGCAGGGGCUUCGGUGGGCCGCUGAGGGUGCAGGCUGAGGGCGUCCUGGAGGAGGCUGCCAGGGUCCCACUGAUAUUUUCAUCCUGUAACCAUUCUCCUUAUCAGGUAACUUUCUGCCAGGCCCUCCUAGUGAUCACAGAGCAGCCUGGAGUUGCCAGACCUGUUCCCAGGCUAGCUGUGCCAGGUCAGGGGAGGCAGCUGCCAGAGGUGCCGAUGUAUAAACCAGGAGGAGGCCGGACUACCUGGAGCUUCGGUGAGGUCAGCCCGGUUCCACGCCACUGCCAGACGUGGGCCCGCGACAUCUGGUGGGGGGCUGCGCAGGCUCCUGGGAGGAUUGGCCGUCAGCAGAGGCAGGGGUGAGAUGGGCCAGGAGCAGAGUCAGCAUACGUGAAGGCAGCAUGUCAGGCAGAGAGCAAAGGCUCAGCAAAAGGAUACAGGGUCGGAGCCCACACCUGCGGGGUACCUGGGGUCCCGGGCUGAGGGCCAGCAGCACGAGGUGCGGGGAGAUGAAUGGGAUGUGAGUCCACAGGGUCGGGGGCCAUGGUCCUGGGGCCUGGCUCAGCACAGGGAGGUGGGUGCUGCCCUGCCCCAGCUGUGUACGUGACCUCCGGCCCGUCAUGCUAUCUAAGCUUCACUCCCCCCGCCCCCCCGCAACCCCUGUGACAACCAGGAGUACCCUCGGAGGAACCCUCCAUCCCUGGCCUCUGCUGGCCUGGCCCCGGGGGUAGAGGCAGACCCUGUCCUCCCUCGAGAGGCUCCCCAGGCUGGGGGAGGAGGUGGCGUGUGGACAGACGGGGGCCAGCCAGGCGUGGCCCAGGCUGUGAUUGGGACGUGCCGGGGAGUUGGGACGAGGGAAGCUUCUUGGGAGGUUGUAGAAGCAACACUCACUGUUCAUUUCUGAUUCUGGAAGCAUUGGAUGCUCGCUGUAGAAAAUUUGGAAGCUGCAGAAAGAUGCUGAGAAGUCAAAAAAAGUGCAGGGCACACAUUGAUGCUGGUGAGGAGGUGCUGCAGGGCCACCAGACCUGGGACUGAAGCCACCAUGUAGCAGCUGUGAGGAGGGCAAAUCGGAUCACCUCUCAGAGCCUCGGGUUGCUCUUCCUUACAACGAGAGCUGCUUUGCCGUGGUGCUGGGCGGGCCCGAGGAGACGGGGCAGCUGCUGGAGCACAAGUUUGACUACAUCCUCUUCACAAGAGGCCCCCGAGUCGGCAAGGUCGUCAUGGCUGCUGCCGCCAAGCACCUGACACCCGUCACGCUGGAGCUGGGGGGCAAGAACCCCUGCUACGUGGACGACAACUGCGACCCCCAGACCGUGGCCAACCGCAUGGCCUUCUUCCGCUAUUUCAACUCCGGCCAGACCUGCGUGGCCCCCGACUAUAUCCUGUGCAGCCCCGAAAUGCAGGCUCGACUGCUGCCCGCCCUGCAGAGUGCCAUCACCCGUUUCUAUGGCGAAGACCCCCAGAGCUCCCCAGACCUGGGCCGCAUCAUCAGUGAGAAGAAUUUCCAGCGGCUCCGGGGCCUGCUGAGCUGUGGCCACGUGGCCAUCGGGGGCCAGACCGAUGAAAGCAAUCGCUACAUCGCUCCCACGGUGCUGGUGGGCGUGCAGGAGACGGAGCCGGUGAUGCAGGAGGAGAUCUUCGGGCCCAUCCUGCCCAUCAUGAACGUGAGGAGCCUGGACGAGGCCAUCGAGUUCAUCCGCCGUCGGGAGAAGCCCCUGGCCCUGUACGCCUUCUCCAACAGCAGCCAGGUGCCUGGCAGAGACGGGGAGCAGCGUCAAGAAGCUGGCAACACGUGGCUGGCCAACUGUCUGCCCUGGCCGGGGCAGCUCCCGCCCGGACGACGAGGUGCCCUGGAAUGGGCAGCUACCACAGCAAGUUCUCCUUCGACGCCUUCUCCCACCACCGCGCCUGCCUGCUCUCCCCCUCGGGCCUGGAGAAGCUCAAGGACAUCCGCUACUCGCCCUUUUCUGCCUGCACACAGCAGCUGCUCAGCUGGGCCUUGGGCAACCAGCGCUGCCUCCUUCUGUGAGCACCCUGUCCAUCUCCAGUGCCCCAUCCCCACGACCCCCCUGUCCUGCUGUUGCCCAGGUGCUCAGUGGCCCCCCAAAGGCUGGUGUCCUGUCCAGGAACACAAAGAUCCUGCUCCUGGGGCUUUGUCUGAACAGACCCCUGGCUGGGCAGGACCUCUGGGACAUUAGUCCAGCCCCUUUCAGGGCCAAAGUCCCCUCUGCAGAUUUGUUGACCCUCUGCUUGAACAUAUCUGAUGACAGAGAACUUACCCCCAAGGUUGGGCAGCUCUGGUGGUUAGAAAAGACUCCCUCACGUCAGAUCUAUAAAUAAGCUCCCAAAAUACAGAGUGAUUUCUAACAGCUCCAGUCACACCUGGUUUGGGGAGCUGGGUUUGUCUCACCUGAAGUGAUCUGAUCUUGAACUCAGGUCUGGCCAGUCACUGGUGUUGGCCUGAAGUGCGUUAUUUACAAGGACUCUGAUGGUGUGUGUGGAAUCUAUAGGAAGGAGUGCAAUGGUUGAUUAGUGAUGUCUGCUAUGGGCACAGGAGGGGGUUGUGCUCAUGCUGGCCACAUCAUCAUUCCUGCUCUAAUCUCCCAGAGAGAGGUCAGGGCGGGCAGAAUCUAAAUCUGGUCUCUUCAUCUGACACAUGGGAAAACAGAUUUAGAGCCAGGAUAGGGCUGAACUGAGUUUAUACGGUAAAGCAGGGCAGAGCCGAGUGACAGUGGGAUUUAUGGUCUCGUGGCCCUCAUCUGGCUCACCCAGAGCCCUACCCGUCCCUGCAGUAGCUCUGUCACCUAGAAAGCUUGGGUUUGCAUCAGUCCAUGGCCAUAUUGUUACUGGGUGCCUUUGGGCAUGUCCCUUAACUUCUCUGAGCUUUAUCUUGUAGAAUGGGGUUCCCACCUACCUCUUACAGUUGGUGUGAGUGUUAAAUGUGAUCAUAUGUGUCUGGGGCCCAGGGGCCCCCACCCCAGACAUAGUAGAGUCCAGACUCUCAUGUAAGUUAAGCCAGCAUUGAGCAGAGGCCCUGGCUGCCGAGGUGCCCCUGGCCACACACCUCCCAGAGCUUCCCAGGGCUCUGUCACAGUCACGGUUUUUGCGACAGCAGCCUCUGCUUGUCCCGCAAUCAUGGCAUGCUGCUGUCCCCAGGCUUGGGGGUGGUCCCAGGGUCCCUUAGAUGCUGGUUCCACCCUGGGAACAGGCCACAGUCCAGAGUGGGUCAUUAAGAAAAACAACAAUAUGGGGUGAUUCCUCUUCCCACCCCCACCCCAGGACACUAGGCCAGCAAGAAGGAGUGGGCAGGGUGGUCCUGGGGUCAUAAAGGAACACCUGAUAUGAGGGCGCUGUGAAAGGCUGACAGGAGGGGGUGAGCAGAGGCCAAAGUGGGACUCAGAACCCGGUCAGGAUGGUAGAGGGACAGGCAGGGGCUCCAAAGCCGCUGGACAGGGACUUCCCUGGCAGUCCAGUGGUUAAGACUCCAUGCUUCCACUGCAAGGGGCGCGGGUUUGAUCCCUGGUUGGGGAACUAAGAUUCCGCAUGUCGUGGUGUGGCCAAAACCAACAGUAGCGGCAACAACAAAAAACAAAGUGGCCCUUGGGUGUGACUCCCAGGUCACGUGGCUCUCCUGAGCCAAGACUUACGAUUUUGUGGGAUGGUUCAGGUUCUGACCCCGCUCUGGGCCUCAGUUUCCUCAACUGCAGUGAAGAAGUUGGACCUUUGGAUACUCACGAUGCCUCUGCCCUCCAUCAGGCCAGGGUCUGCUGCGCACGUGUCCGUUCUCCAAGCUUGCACCUGCCCCUUUGCUCCCUUACUCCUCACAGCUGCCCGGACCCAGGAGGGAGCCUCAUUCCCAUAUCACAGGCAGGAGCCAAGGCCCAGAGAGGGCACUGACUCCCCAAGUCACACAGCUUGUCAGGGAGGGGUGUCAGAGCCAGUGGGGGCUGGGGGCCCCCUCUACUUCCUGGGCCUCAGAGGUGUGACUCAGCAGGCCCACCUCCACACUGUUCUCACUGCUGUGGCUCGCACACACGUUGGUACACGCAGCACAGACGUGAAUACACAGAUCCUCAGACACCAGCACACACACACGAGCUUGCACACUCAGUUGGGAUUGGGGGCUGCUGUUCCUGGGAGCUCUUGCCCUGGCUCCCAGAUGCCCUUCCAUUCUAUAAGCACUUUCUGAGGGUGUGGAGAAAAGGGAGCCUCCUAUACUUUUUGUGGGAAUAUAAUUCAGUGCAGCCACUAUGGAGAACAGUAUGGAGAUCACUUAAAGAAACUAAAAAUAGAGCGACCAUAUGAUGUAGCAAUCCCGCUCCUGGGCAUAUGUCUGGAGAAAACUUUAAUUCAAACAAAUAUAUGCACCCCAAUGUUUGUAGUGGUAUUAUUUACAAUAGCCAAGACAUGGAAGCAACCUAAAUGUCCAACGACAGAUGAAUGGAUAAGGAAUGUACAAUGUAAUGUACAAAUGUACAAUGGAAUAUUACUCAGCCAUAAAAAGAAUGAAAUAAUGCCAUUUGCAGCAACAUGGAUGGACCUAGAGAUUAUCCCAUGAGGUGAAGUAAGUCAGAGAAAGACAAAUAUUAUAUGAUAUCACGUAUAUGUGGAAUCUAAAAAUUAGUACAAAUGAACUUAUUUACAAAACAGAAGCAGAUUCACAGACAUAGAAAAAAAUUUUAUGGGGACUUCCCUGGUGGUCCAGUGUUUAAGACUCUGUGCUCCCAACGCAGAGGGCCCGAGUUCGAUCCCUGGUUGGGGAACUAAAUCCUGCAUGUAUGCCACAACUAAGAGUUUGCAUGCUGCAACUAAGACCCGGCACAGCAUAAAUAAAUAAAUAAAUUUAAAACAAAAACUAAAAAAACACACAAAUUUAUGGUCACCAAAGAGGAAGUGGGGGAGGGAUAAAUUAGGAGUAUGGGAUUAACAUAUACAUACUACCAUAUAUAAAAUAAAAACAAGGUCCUAUUGUAUAGCACAGGGAAGUAUAUUCAAUACCUUGUAAUAACCUAUAAUGAAGAAUUAAUUUAAAAAAUUAAAAUAAUUUUAAAAAGAAUAUAUAUAUAUAUAAAACAAUAUUGUAAAUCAACUAUACUUCAAUUUAAAAAAUAAAUUAAUUAAAAAAUAUAUAUAUACCUUCUAAGAGGGCGACGCUAGACCCCAGCCAGGGGAAGUGAAACUUUCCAGGACCCCCUAAGGCUGUCCUCCCCAGAGCUGGGGGCCCACCACCUCCUGGCAGGAAGCAUUCUGGUCUCCAGCAACCCCCUAAAUAGCCAGCCAGGGCUGGUGCUCAGACCCUUCCUUCCUUCCCAAGAGGCCCAGCACCCAGAGAACA